This is a messenger RNA of Egretta garzetta (little egret), 1773 nucleotides long. RefSeq names its product sideroflexin 1 (gene SFXN1). The coding region runs from base 1 to 981 and encodes 326 amino acids. Gene Ontology annotation, molecular function: monoatomic ion transmembrane transporter activity. Gene Ontology annotation, cellular component: mitochondrial inner membrane. Gene Ontology annotation, biological process: monoatomic ion transport; serine import into mitochondrion. Lineage: Eukaryota; Metazoa; Chordata; Aves; Pelecaniformes; Ardeidae. The transcript is spliced from 9 exons. The record is from RefSeq and is a predicted model, not a curated record.
AUGCCAGCUCCCUGCUGCCCCACGGGCUCCCAAAAUUCCCCCCUGAGCGUGGGCUCUCUGUCGCAGGGUGGUGCGUGGCAGCGGCACAGGUCCUGGGCCUGCAGGAAACAAGCCUCCCUGCUGAGGGAUCGUCCUUUCCAGGGGAGGAACACGCCGAAUAAUUUGGAGUUUUUGAAGAUGUCAGCAGAUAUACCAUUAAAUAUUAAUAUCAAGGAGCCCCGAUGGGAUCAAAGCACUUUUGUUGGACGAGCCAGUCACUUCUUUACUGUAACAGACCCCCGGAAUAUUUUGUUAUCUGAUGCCCAACUGGAAAAUGCAAGAAAAAUUGUGCAUGAUUACAGACAAGGUAUUGUGGCACCUGGCUUGACAGAAGAUGACUUGUGGAGAGCAAAAUAUAUCUAUGAUUCGGCCUUUCACCCAGACACUGGUGAAAAGAUGGUCUUGAUUGGCCGCAUGUCAGCUCAGGUACCCAUGAACAUGACUAUCACAGGUUGUAUGAUGACCUUUUAUAGAACAACGCCAGCGGUGGUUUUCUGGCAGUGGAUUAACCAGUCCUUCAAUGCGAUAGUAAAUUACACGAACAGGAGUGGUGAUGCCCCAAUUACUGUCAGCCAGCUGGGAACAGCCUAUGUUUCUGCUACCACGGGUGCUGUUGCAACAGCUUUAGGACUUAAUGCACUAACAAAGCAUGUCUCACCUCUUAUAGGACGUUUUGUUCCUUUUGCUGCUGUUGCUGCUGCUAACUGCAUUAAUAUUCCACUAAUGAGACAAAGGGAACUCAAGUUUGGAAUCCCCAUCACGGAUGAGAACGGAAACAGACUGGGUGAAUCAACAAAAGCAGCUCAGCAGGCAAUUACCCAGGUGGUUAUAUCAAGGAUUCUUAUGGCUGCUCCUGGCAUGGCAAUUCCUCCCUUCAUAAUGAAUACAUUGGAAAAGAGAGCCUUUUUAAAGAUCAGCAAAAAUGGGCGAUUUCUUCAGUGACUGCUCUGUGGUCUUUGCUACCAUCAUGACUGUUUAUGCUCACCUGUUCCUCCCCCUCAGCCUCAAAGACUGUGAGUUCAGGUGAAACACUGCUCAGCAGGUAGUCAGUGGUAACACAUCGUAGAGAUUAGUAUUAAAACCAUUAAGGAAUGAGCUGCAUUUUUAACAAGCAGCUUCUGCAUGUUCUCUUGAGGUUUCAGAAGCACCAUCCCAUGUGCAGUACUCCAAUACCAUCCACACAAUGCUUUACUAACUCAUUUUCCUUAGCCUUUGCUUUGUACACCAUCACUCUUGAAAAUAAUUCUUGUAUGCUUGCCAAAGCCUAUUAAGCAACACAGAAGGCCAGAAAAUAGUCAAAUGGUUAUGAAAUAAUGAAGGAAAUAGAAUGAUGUUCUGCAGUAAGAAAUGCUUCUGGAAAGCUGGUCUCGGUGAUAGCAGGCUAUCAUUCUCUGAUAUUUGAAAUAAGAUGUAGGUUAUACGAACUGUUCAUCCCCCAUAUUCUAACCUUGUUUUGCACGAGGACGUUUUAAUGGUAACAUUAGUAUGAAUUGACAAUAUUCCCAAAAGUUAUUGCUAGAAAAUAACUCAGGAAUGUUUUUAGAAAACAAGCACAUGCUUACUGCUUCAAAAAGAACCUAAUUAUUUCUUGACUUGAAAAAAAUAUUUUUAUGUAUAUGUGCUUUUGCUAUAGGUUUCAGCAGUGGCUUUGGCUGCCUCUUAUGCGAUUGUGCAGUGUAGUAGUUCUUGAUUAGGCUGUAUAAUGUCUAUGUUUAUUAGCCCUACUGACAUACA